AUGUAUGUAUAUAUGUAUGUAUAUAUGCAUGUGUGUGUAUGUGUGCAUGCAUGUAUGCAUUUAUGUAUGUAUGUAUGUAUGUAUGUAUGUAUGUGUGUAUGUAUGUAUGUAUGCAUUGAUUGUAUGUAUGUAUGUAUGUAUGUAUGUAUGUAUGUAUGUAUGUAUGUAUGUAUGUAUGUACGUAUGUAUGUAUGUAUGUUUGUAUGA
Molecule: messenger RNA, 207 nt
Organism: Gongylonema pulchrum
Lineage: Eukaryota; Metazoa; Nematoda; Chromadorea; Rhabditida; Gongylonematidae
Source: the annotation of a GenBank genome assembly